Morone saxatilis (striped sea-bass) is the source of this 6940-nucleotide messenger RNA. It is a transcript of the gene cep170b, whose product is annotated as centrosomal protein 170B. Gene Ontology annotation, molecular function: protein binding. The record is from RefSeq and is a predicted model, not a curated record. Lineage: Eukaryota; Metazoa; Chordata; Actinopteri; Moronidae. The coding region runs from base 274 to 5058 and encodes 1594 amino acids. The transcript has 18 exons.
UCUCAGCUCAAACUCAAAGCGGCUGAUGGGACUUGUCAGGCGACGUCACCGUGUCGGCAGGAGAGGCGUCGCAGAGUUUCGCCCGGUUGUCAUUCCCAAAGGAAGAAGAGGGUGUGAUCCAAAUUUACCUGUCCGGUGUUACCUGGCGCCCUUGUCGUACAUGUCGGUCGUCGAAUAUCCUCUGCCGUAGGUCGUCAAACACUGGCUUCACUCAGGAGUAAGACGGAGAAGGCACUGAAGGAUGCUAAGAAGAUCCUGACUCGUGGCCCCAACAUGAGUGUGACAUCAUGGUUCCUGGUCAGCAGCUCCGGCACACGCCACCGGUUGCCACGGGAGAUGAUCUUCGUUGGCCGGGACGAUUGCGAGUUAAUGCUGCAGUCUCGCAGCGUGGACAAACAGCAUGCGGUGAUCAACUACGACACAAACACAGACGAGCACAUGGUGAAGGACCUGGGCAGCUUGAACGGGACAUUUGUGAACGACUUAAGAAUCCCAGACCAGACGUACAUCACCCUCAAGCUCUCUGAUGUCAUUCGUUUUGGCUAUGAUGCUCAUGUUUAUAUCCUGGAGAAGAGUCAACACAAAGUCCCAGAGGAAGCUCUAAAACAUGAGAAGUACACCAGCCAGCUGCAGCUUAGUAUAAAAGCCCUGGAGGCCAAGGCAAAGGAAAAACAGCAGCUCCAGAGCUCAGACAAGAGCAAAGGCUCUGUUUCCAAUGUCAAACUGCAAGACAAGGCGGAGCGAAAAGCCCACUCACUCACAGCUGCCACAGAUUCUCCAAUAUCCAAGCCUACUCCUCUCUAUGGCCAGCCGUCCUGGUGGGGGGAGGAUGAGGACCCAGCCAACAGAAAGGAGAACAGAGGUGGAAAAUCGCCAGGAGAGGAGUCUCCAGAGUCUGCUAAAGACGUGUCCAGAUAUGAGGUCAAUGGUUCUCUGUCCGACAGUCAGGCCAAGUCUAUUUUCUCCUACCGCCGGGAGCCAAGAUACUUUGAGAUCCCUACAAAGGAAUCCCAGCCGCGACCUGCCAAGAAACCUGAGUCGCAGGUUCACGAGGUUCACGAGGUUCCCACAAAGGACACUCCAGAUCCCAGUCAGUGUGUGUCCUCCACCCCCACACCUCCUGUGGUCCAAAGCCACGCUUCCUUUACCAUCGAAUUCGAUGAAUGCACGCCAGGUAAAAUGAAGAUUAAGGACCACGUGACCAAGUUUUCUUUCCGCCAGCAGCGCAAGCUGCCUUCCACAGAGGCUGUCACUACACCCACUGAGGUGAUGUCAGCGGAAAGCAAAGUAGCUGAUUGGCUGGUCCAAAGCAAUGCUAGCAUGAUGAGGAGGAGGUCACAGGCUGAAGACAUGUAUAGCACAAACAGUGACCCAUCACUUCUUAAGAUCACCAGGGCAAACAGCCCUGAAGAUGGCACUCCCAGUGAUUCAGGAGAUGUUUCGAUCAAUGGAAAUGAUUUUCUCCAAUCACAACCUCAGACUGGGUCGCAGGUGUCUCCGCAACCCCUGAGAGCAUCCCCGCCACAAUGCUAUGCCUCCCCCAACUCUGAGGAGCCCACGUCCUACUCUCCACCGGAGUCUCAGCCCCUAUCCAGCCUCGGCAAGGCUGAGCCUCACCAAGCCUUUGUCAUUGAAUUCUUUGAUGAUAACCCAAGAAAAAAGCGCUCCCAGUCCUUCACCAAUAACACAUGCCCACCUGAACCCCCAGGCCUCAGGGUCCAGCUGGAGAAGGCAAGGAAGACUGUAAGCCCAACUGGGGAGAGACAAGUCCCGUCUCCAGCCUCCACCACUCCCCCAACCCAACGAUACACCGUCCCCCUGAAGGGCCCUGCUUCCACAGGGCCUCAAAGAGCUGGCUCUCUACGGAGGGAGAAGACGGAGGACCGGAUCAGCACCAACUUUACCUCUCGCUCUUCAUCAUCUGUGUCAGUAAGGCCCUUCAGCAGUGUGGGCCGGAGAUCCAAACUUGCCCAGGAAUUUACUGCUGAAUUCCUCAAACAAGCAAAGCAGUCCUCUUCUGCCAGCUGGGAGAAAAACACAUCUUGUUCCCCUACAGCAGCUAAAACAGAGACGGUGGUAGAUUCCCAAACUCCAUCUAACUCUCCCCAAAAGCCACAGACUUCAUCUCCUAUCCACCAGCCUGUUCCCCUUAAGGCCCCUGUGAUGCCCCUGGUGUCUCAGAGUGUGGAAGUCAAGAGCCCCCAUGUCGGCCCCAAACACGAAGAGGAGGACAGUCUGAGUGAUGCAGGAACCUACACCAUUGAAAUGGAUAUUCAGGAUAAAGAGCUAGAAGAGGCGCGCAGUAAGAUUGACCAGGUUCAACCAGCAGGUGCAAUGUUACAGGGGGCUCCUAAGUGGAUGUCUUGCUGGGCCAGCUUGGCAGACAGCUACACAGAAUCUGGCCCUUCGUCUGGCCUCUUUGACGUUCCUUCCCAGAUGGAGCUGUCAGGAGGGGCACGAGGCACAAUCAUCCACAAGGCCACACUCAGUCAACAGCACGACAGCGGCAACUCUGAUGGUUCAAGAGCUCGGCGCGUCCUGCCCCAGGUACCAGUGGGGGAGAAGAGUGACGUUCCAACUCCCAGCAUUCAUGUUCAUUAUGACCUGCACUCAACAUUUGAUAUAGAAGAGAAUAGCCUGGUGACCCCCAAGUCUCAGGAUAGCCAUCACAGAUUGUCAGUGCAGGACGACGUAGAGCCUGACAGCUUGAGCGACGCCAGCAGGUCAGAUGAUGGUUCCAUCAUAGAGCAAAGGAGGAGACCGCUGUCAGACACAGAAGAGAAGAAGAAAAAUGAGGACAAACUCAGACUCCCAGCCAAGUCUACAUCAUUCUACAUCGGGUCAGAGGAGGCUGCGUCCAAAGCUGACCAUGAAGACUCAAAACCCAGCACUCCUAAGACUGAAAGAAAACAUGGAACCAAAACUUUCUCUACAGCCACCCUGACCAAACCAAGACUUAACCAGGACUCUGGAAAAGUCAAACCCAGUAUGUCUGCUCCUGUCCUGGGCCAGGGCAGACAGAGUCCAGAGUCCAAAGAGGGCACCACAUCCCCAUUAAUCAGACAAGAGAGUUUCACCAAGGAGCGGCCUAGCAAUGCCAGAUUGCCCAACAUCUCUAGCCAGCCUGUUCAAAAAGACCCAGACCCCGAGUCAUUCCAGGGAGGGGACACUCAUUCUUACCUCAAAGAGACGGAGAAUGUUCUGGCUGUUCUGGAGGCCAAACUCCAAGCAGGACAAUCAGAAACAACACCGUCGCCAAUAAUGGACUCUCUUUCUGGAGAGUCUGAUGUGGAUACCUCCAGCACAGUCAGCCAACAUAGCAGUAAGACCAGGCCAAACACACUGACUAAAAAAACUUCAGUUAGUGGCCUUCAUAGGGAGAGGUCCUCCGCCAGUAUAGCUAGUCAAGAUUCCGUUCACCUGUCCGGUACAUCAGAAAAGUGGCGCUCUCAGGGAGCAGACAGCAACAACAAGACUGAGUCUUUCAGGAGACCUGUUGGGCUGAGACGUAGUGUCGGGAAAUGUGGCUCCACAGACCUAAGUGAUGACCCGCAGAGCUUACCUUACUCUGAUCAGGAGUCUAACAACCACCAACCCCGCAAAAAAUACUCGGUACCCUUACAGAAGGAAGACGGCAAGACAUCCAGAGUGUCCCAGGCCUUAACUCGUGCCAACAGCUUGUCGGCCCCAAGACCCACCAGAGCAUCCAUGCUCCGACGGGCUCGCCUGGGAGAAGCUUCGGACAACGAGGGAACGGAGACCGACAGGCUGUCCCAGGAGGCAGGCAGCGGCCCAGCAAAGCAACCCCAGGAAACCAGGAAACAACUCUCCAGGCUGGAUAUGCUGGCGAUGCCUCGUAAGCGGACGAGCUCAUUCAACACACCCAGCGACACAGAGGCCUCCUCCGUCCCACAGGGGACGGGCAGGAGCACAGGAUUCUCCAACCGCAGCACAGAGUCUGGCAGCAGCUCAGUUCGAAGGGCCUCUGCUCCGGGGCCGAAGCCUGUAGAAAGGCCACAGAAAGCAGCGCUCAACAAGACACCAAUCACUCGUGGACGUUCGAGCAGUGCCAAAUAUGCCAGCAGCACUGCAAGCUCCAGGAGACGACAGAAAGGCUCUGACUAUACCUCUACCUCAGAUGAGGAGUACGACUCAAACCAGAGCACUCCUAAACACAAACGCUCCCAACCUUCCUCAGCUUCCCAUAGCCCACGCAGUCAGCCUCGGCCUCGGCCCGUGGUCGCCCUGCGUCAGAAAGCCCGCAGCAGAGAUUCUGAGGACGAGAAUCAUGAAGGAGACACCCUCCAAAACUGGUCCAACCACAGUGCUGAGAUUGCACGGUUGAGUCAAGACCUGGCUAAAGACCUAGCUAUCUUAGCCAGAGAGAUCCAUGACGUGGCAGGUGAUGGUGAUCCACAAAACUCUGGACUGGAGAGCAGUGCACCCAUCUCCACAGUGACCGCUCACGAACAGCUGAUUCAUCAUAUUCCAGAGGCUGGAUUAAACUACCAGAGAGUCCCACCCAGUUCUACAUCCACAAGGGAACCUGACCAGAGUUCGAGUGACCAUGAACAGCCCUCAAGGCCGCGAGCUCGGAGCAGGGACGAGGUGAUGGUGGACAAUCUGAUGCUGAAUCCUGUGUCUCAGAUAAUCGUGGCCAUCAGAGAAAACACUGAGCAACUUGCCGACAAAAUUAAGGUCCUGUUCCAGGACAGGAUGGAUAUCUGGCAAGACAUUGAGGCCAAGGUUAAUUCUGACAAUGAUGUUCCUGUCGUCAAAACCUCCAACAAGGAAAUCACAUCUAUCCUGAAAGAACUCAGGAGAGUUCAACGACAGCUUGAGUUGAUUAACACAGUCAUUGAGCCCAGUGGGCAGCCUGAAGCAUCCAAGGCCUCAGCCUCCUCAUCAUCUGGAGUUCGGCCCUCCAGACCUCCUUCCUCAAGAGACUUUAGAACAGUCCACUCUGUGUCCAAGCGUGGCGGCGGCCCGAGGCCCAGUGAGAGUAUCAGGAGAGCAGCUGUGACACCAGACGAUCUCAGACAGGGAUAUUUGGUUUGAGGUGUGACACAAACACGCAGGUUCCAUAAGCGGCUGAACAUCUGCUGAAACCCCCAAAAAACCCCAGGUGUCGGACCAUUGUGUGCACAAUGAAACCGAGAAAGGAGGAAGUAAUAUGCAGAACUGAACUGUAGCCUUCUGUACAUCCAAACAUAAACACUACUGCACUAUGAGCACCUAGACAGAGGAGCCUGCACUAAACGCCCUUAAACCACGACUCUGUGGGAGGCUGACAUGUGAGGCGAUGAUUUAGGGAAGUACCAAAAUACUUCAGUAAAUCUCACAUUCACCUCUGACAGGCCUCAACACUGUACUUGAUCCUGUGUGUGUUAAGAGGUCGACCUCUUUAUUUGCCAAUGAUACAGCCAACAUUGCUGAUUUUAAAAGCUCUUUGUAAUUACUUGACCUGAGCAUUACCAUCUCAGGGAAGAUCUUUAAUAGUGACAAAUCCCAUUUGUGAGGAAAUAUUACUUAAUUGAUAUUUGUUUUGAGUAGAAAGAACUGCAGUGACCUUGCAGAUUUUAAUGUACUGUGUACUUGUGUCCUCAGUAAACCCACUGCAUUCCCUUAUAUAUUUUUUCCAUGUUUUUGUCUUUUUAGCCACUUUUAUGUUUGUGGACCAGAUUUAUCGAAGAAUGUAAAAAGUAUUUAUUGGGGGUCUUUUGUGAGACGCUGUAACCGAGACAACAUGACUUUGCCAGACCAAUUAAUGUUAUAUUACACCGUUGCUACCACACAGUUUCUUUUGUAUUUAUUCUGGUAACAUUUCCCAGUGGAGCGACUCAGUCCAUGCUCCUCUCAGUAGAUGAACACUAUAUUUUGUCCAAGUGGAGAUGAAAAUCCCUCAGGAAUGUGUGGUCCGACUGGUAGGAGGGGCUCAGUCCAUAGUUUAGUCACCUAGCAACCACAAACUCAAGUGGCUAUAAAACAAGAGUUUUCAAGCAUUCCUUUGUACCUUCUGAAAAGUGCGUUUUUAUUUAUUACAGCGGGAGGUUUGAAACUUGGUUUUUGUUUUCCACGUGUGAAGAGCACAGUUAGCUCUGGUUGGUGGCCAAAGACAAUCAUAAAUAACAUCAUCUGUGUUUGUACCAUCACACUACACUUAACCCUCUAUAUGCUUAAUCAGAGCACUGUGUACAAUGUGUUAUUUCCUCAAUCUCUCAAGUCACAAGAUCCCUUCUGAUGGGUCCUCACAGUACAAGAGAAGCAUUGUAAUUUCAGCGAUUAAAGCUGACGGUGGUGUAAAACUGUAAACCUGAUCAUUAGUUUGUGACAUUCUGUUGUUCAGUAUGUAAAUAUCUAGAUAUUUCUAUGUCCUACAAAUUACCUCUCAAUCUUGUCUUUUGCACUAAUGUAGUAAAACAUUAUCCCGUCGACCUGAUAUGCUGCAAACUCUCUUGCGAAAGAUUGUAAACAUUUGAUGCUGCGGUUGCUUGAAGCAGGAAACAAAGCGACCCAGUGCACCAGCAACUUUCCCCUCUUCCCAGUCCAGAUUGUACAUGUGAUUUGUGACUGGGAAGUACCUGUAAGUGCCACAGAGCUGUGUGGGAUGAUGUUUCAGUGGUUGUUUACAAACUCGGGCAAAAAUUGAAUGUUUGUCCUCUUGCUCAAAUUGUUGCUGCUAUUCUUCUUCUAUGGGAUAGGAUUUCCCCGUUGCUUUACUCCACCUAAGUCAAAGCUUCAGCACGUUUGAGAGCUGAAAAGUAAUUUUUGUUUGUCAAAUUUGUGUCCCCUUGUUUUGAUAUUCAACUCAUGUUUCCCCCUCCUUCCACCCAGGAUGAUUUGGAUGUAAUCUUUCUGUCUUGUUAGCUGGUAUUUAUGUUCAGUUAUUUGUGUAAUUUGUUAGCUGAUGAUUUCAGGUUUUUCAAAUAAAUUUGAUGAG